Molecule: messenger RNA, 1360 nt
Organism: Aedes aegypti (yellow fever mosquito)
Lineage: Eukaryota; Metazoa; Arthropoda; Insecta; Diptera; Culicidae
Product: delta-like protein 1
Exons: 4
Coding region: 150-1268 (372 amino acids)
Biological process (GO): motor neuron axon guidance; cell communication
Cellular component (GO): membrane
Molecular function (GO): calcium ion binding
Source: RefSeq, a predicted model, not a curated record
GUCGGUGUCGGUCGUUCGAAGAUUCCUCCGUCUACCCAAGUUCCGCGUUUGAAUCGAAUCAAGUUUCGUUUAUUUUUUCGUUCACACGGUCGUUCCACAAUUCCGGACUCGGAUGCAGCAUCAAUAGCGAGCACCGGCAGUGAAGCAUAAUGAGCAAUAACUGCUAUUAUCAAAUCAUAAUUGUGGCCGCCAUCGGAAGCAUCUGCCUCGGCUUGGCGACAGUGGCCGAAGCCGUUCGAUACGUGCCCAAAUGGAAGAAACAGGCCUGCGAAAUUCCCAACUCGCAGAAUGAGUACUCGCACUACGUGUGCGAUGACAACGGCGACGUAAAGUGCCUCCCAGGUUGGACCGGCGAUUUGUGCGAUGUCCCCAUCUGCAAGAAGGGCUGCGACCCGAUGAAUGGUUAUUGCAAACGUCCGAACGAGUGUCGCUGCAAGCUCGGUUUCUACGGCGAUAACUGCAACCGGUGUAUUCCGCUGCCGGGUUGUCAGCAUGGUAGCUGUAAGGUUUCGUUCGAGUGCGUCUGCCACAAGGGAUGGGACGGUAUCUUCUGCUCGGAACCUAUCUGUCGCGAGGAUUGCCACCCAUCACGUGGAUACUGUGAAUCUCCUGGAGAGUGCCGCUGCCGGCUUGGAUGGGCUGGAGCCACGUGCCGUGACUGUCAAGUGUUGCCAGGAUGUAUGCACGGAACGUGUACAAAACCUCUGGAAUGCAAGUGCCUCCCUGGCUGGACCGGAAUCCUGUGUCAAACUCCCAUCUGCGCCAAGAACUGUAGCCGAGAACAUGGAUAUUGCAGACGCCCCGGUGAGUGCCGCUGUAGAGUCGGAUGGAUGGGUGAAGACUGUAGCAAGUGUCACGCAUAUCCGGGAUGUAAGAACGGUGACUGUCGCAGACCUUGGGAAUGCAACUGUAAACCCGGCUGGGGAGGAAUGCUGUGCGAUGAGGAGUUGAACUACUGCGAGAAGAACCCCAACACGUGUCAAAAUGGUGGCAAGUGCACCUCGUUGAUGAAGGACGAUGGAAACUUCAAAUGUGAGUGCCCAUCCGGAUACAAGGGCCAGAACUGCGAGAUUCUACCGCCGUCGAUGAUUACGUCUUCGUCGUCUACGACGACGAUGGCCACCACUAGCACUUCACAGGCAACUAUCGAUGAGCAUGAACAGAUGACGAGUUUGAGAUUGCAGCUAGGGAAUGUGACAACGCAAUAUCCAGGCGAAGAUUACUUAAACGAAGAAUAUAGCGCCGAGGACGUCGACAACGAAGCUUAAAACGCAGGAUGUUAGUAUUUCUGAACAAGCAUUUAUUUAUUCAUAUUUAUUUCACUUAUUUAUUUUAACAAAAUAAAUUAUUUAUUGACAUA